AUAGCCAAAUUCAGCGCGCGCUGUGCGUUAUGCGAGCUCACGCGCGCACUCUGUGCACAAUUUGUGGAGGAUCAACACAAACAGGAUUUUAUGAUGGUAACCAUGCAUUCUGUAUAAGCUUGACAAACUCAGAGCCGGGAUCAAGAUCAUCAAUUCUCCAUACUUCCUAUCAGAAAUGGGUGCAGACUCUGGUCCCCCAGUGAUUUGUACUAUCACUGAGGACAACCACAAGGCUGAGAGCCCUGUGGCGUAUCAAUCACUCCAAGGGUGUGGAGUAGAGGAUAAGUUCUUGGAGCACACAGUAGGUUGUAUGUUAGUAUAGUAUCUUCGGAUUGCUGAGAUGGAGCCAACCGUCGUGCCUGUAGGAUGGAAGAGAGCCAUUGUCAAUGAGAAAGUAGUCUAUAUGAGCCCCAGUGGACAGCUCUUGCAGUCAACCGAGGCAGUACAGACCUACUUGAGCUCCAAUGGCACCUGCAAGUGUGGCCUUGAGUGUCCGAUCAACCUUGACAAAGUCUUCAACUUUGAUCCCCGGGUGCUUUGCAAGCCACGUACAGCCCAGGAAGCCAGUAACGACAAUGGACUCACUAAUCUCUGCAACCAUAAGAGGAAAGUGGUCGCCAUGGCAACCUGGCUAGACAGUGUGGAGACGGCAAAGGUGGAAGAUGAUGUUAAAGCCAACAAUCCUGGUCCAAGUAAAAGUAGACCCAUCCCCAACUUUGCAACAGAGAUGCAAUUCCCUAACUUCCCAACCCCGAACGCUCUUCCCAGCUCCAUGCACCCCGGUACUAUGCCACAAAUGAAUCAGAUGAACUACAUGCACCAUAUAGACUCAAUCCCAUUUGAUGCCCAUAUGCAACGCAAUACUAUUGAGGCACAACAGCACCAGAUGCGAAUGCUCUAUGAAUUCCAUCAACAGUUUGGUACAAAUCUGAAACAACGCAAGCCCAAAAACCAAGGGGAGUUUAUUGCUGGUAACCAGCACAUGCAGCAGCAGAUACCUUUCACCGGGCAGAGUGUACCUGGUAUGUCUCCCCCAAGGUUUGCUUACCCAGGUAUGCCUCGAUAUCCUCGGCAGAGAUUCCCUUUUCCGGGUGAAUUCAAUCAGCAGCAUCCUGGGGCAAUGAGGAACCUUCAUCCUGGGGUUGUACCAAGGGGCGUGCCUCAAGGAAUGAUGUCUCCGCAAAUGGGCAAUAUGUUUCCAAGGCCACAACAUUCACAUGUAGCAAACAAUCAACAGAUGUGCAUGCCUGGCAUGUAUGGAGAGGAUGUAUCGAUGUACGUAGCUGGACCUACCAGUCCUACCUUCCCAGGAAUACUGCAUCCUGGAAUAAGGCCUAAAAAGAAGAGGUCACGUAGCGCAGAUCAGGUCAAAGUGCCAACUACGUGCUCUCCAAUUCAGCAUGUCCUUUGUGAAUCUGAUACCAGGUCCAUGUCUGCUAGUAAUCUCCUGUCCAUUGCUGCUAAAGCUCAGUUAGCAAACAAACAGCAACAAGAAGCUGUUUGUAAAAUGCCAAACCUCGCCAGCCAAUUACUACAACUCCCCCAUGAGGAAUUGACCAAAUUGAUAAAAGCUCACCAACAGCAGGCAAAAACGGAAUCAAAUGAGAAAGAUGCAAACUCUGAGCAAUUGUCUACCAAUCAAUCAACAAGUCUCUGUCAUGCAGCACCUAUGGACAAUCCAUCUAAAAACCUAGAGACAGAAAAAUCUAUUGUACAGGAACCACAAAGUAUAGUAGAUGGUGAUGGGGAUGCAGCCCAUCAUAGGGACACUGCUGAAAGUGAAGAAAAAGAAUCUGUAUGUGAACCACAAUGCGAGGAGAUUCCUGCAGAUCAAGAGAAACUCCAAGACUCCGGGCCUUUGACAACUCCAUCUCCACCAUCACAAGCAAAGUGUGUCAGUCAGAAAUCAGAGAGUUUUGAUGAGAGUUCAAGAACUUGGGCCAAUGAAAUCAAGGAUGUGACUGACAAACAGACAGUGUCUGAUGAGCCUGUGAAAUGUGAAAAGAGUGAACCGAACAAGGAAAGUUCUUCAGAAGUGCAAUCUAGCAAUCCUAAAAGUAAUCAUCCAUUGGAACAUGUCAUGAAUGAAGAGGAGUUACAUAGAUUAAAAAUGGAGCAAGAAUACCUCCAUGCUUUACCUGGUAAUGUGCAACAACCACUGAGAGCUGGAUAUCCAGUUGAAAUGAUUCCAGGCAUGCCAACCAGAAUGCCAGUACCACCAGGACAUGUGGUUCCUAGGAUGCCAGGAAUACCAGAGCUUGGUGCCAUGGGUUACCCUCCGGUACCGUGGGGAGGACUCCAGAAUCCAACAUUUGCAAUGCAUGAAACAGAACUAGACUUUGCUCCAAGCAAAAAGCGCAAAAGGAAGGCUAAAAAUCAGAGGAGUAUUUCUGCUGAUGGAUUAUUCACUCAUAGUGGUAUGGUGUCCCAUCAGCAAAUUCCUCAGAUGAUACCUUUUCACAGUCCUGACCAACCAGCUAUGCCUCAGAUGGUUGUGAGGAAUCCCCACAUGAACCCUCCUCCUCCUCAUAACCCAGUACCACCUAAUCAUCACGAGUACCCUCAUACACAUAUUCCAGGAAUGGUACGUCCUCCAUUUCCUGAUCAGCAGCUUGUCAUAGAACAACAGAAUAUCAAUAGUCUUCCUGUCAUUGUUCAAAGUGCUCUUGAAGAUGCUCAGCUGAGGAACAUGCUGCCUCAGUUGCAACAACAGCGACUAUACAUGAAAACUACGGGUCCUAAGAAGGUGAAGGAUAUGCUUGCAGACUUACGUAAUUCCAAUCAGACCGCUGUCACAAGUGCAAAUUCAGAAAUUUCCAGCACCAGUAAGGAUGUAACACCCAUUGCUCAAAGUAUCAGCGAAACCAUAAAUACAACUUCCACCAAUGCUCCUACAUGUAUAUCUCAAGCAGUUAAAAAAUCACAACAAACAUUGUGUACAGAAGCAUCCCAGACAGUUAUUGAAUUAGAUCCACAAUUUUCUUUGCCUAGAGAUUCCAUCAAAACCUGCAAUGCCACGGGCAGUGAACCACUAAGCACUAUAUAUUACUCCAGCAAUGCAGAUUCUUCAGUAGAUUCUCAACAUCGUUCUGGGAUUGCAGUGUCAGAACCUAUAAAUGAACAGUACUCAUCGAUAUUAAGUGAUUCGCACAGUGAAGACAUGCAAACGAUUGGACAAAAUCAGGAUUGUGAUAAUUCCGAAGACAGUUUGAAUAAUUGUGGUACAGGUAAUGAUGAAGUAGUAACUCGUCUUGCAGCUGGAGCCAACAUGGAUGAUGCUCCGUGUGUUACAAGACAGGAAGUAUAUAGUGAAACAAAUGAAACUUCAGUGAAGGUUCUUAAAAAAACCUCAAAGGCAGAUGGGACUGCAGUUGAUAUUGCUUGUUCAACUUCAUCUACAAGUAAGACAUCAGAAUCUGGGAAUCUGUCCACAUCAGCUAUGCCGUCAGAGAGUGAAGAACAAGAAGUUGCUACACUUCUCUUAUCAAUGACUGAUCAACCCUUAAAGUCCCCUUUUAGCAACAGUUCUGAAAAAUGCCAUCGAGAAGAUAAUCAUACUGUUAAUCUGUCGGCUGAUGUUUCUCAUUGCAAAAAUGAAGGUGUAACAUUAGAAUCUGGUAGACAAGUUACCAACAAUGAGUGUUCUACUCAGAAAGAACAGAGCAAUGAGAGUGAGAUCUCAGUUGUUACAUAUUCACUUCCAGUGGCUGGAAUCGAUUCCUCAAUGGAUCAAGUUGCGCAAAUGACAGAUAGCAGUAGUGAUUGUUGUAUGGCUGAUGAAUUGACUAUCAACCAAGCAGAUAAUCCCAGUUCUAGUUUUGAAGCAUCACAAGACCAAGUAUUUAGUUUAGAAAAUGCUUGUCUGUUAAUGCAAGAUACUGAAAAUGUUGAAGAAUCAAAUUCAGAGUGUGAUGUUUCUACAAGGUCAGAAGUCUUGCCCAUGAACGCUGCAUGUGAUGAUAAAGCCAAAGAUUCACCCCAGUCACAAGAUUCUUGUCAUGUCAUGUCAUGUUCACAGGCUGAUGAAUCAAGGGAAGACUCUUAUGAAAGAAAUCCAGAACCAGGCAGUGAGGCUGAUGCCGAGGUCUCUUCUAAAGGGAUUACAACAGAAGCAGAGAAUGCCACAUCAAGAAUACAACUCAGUAGUGAAGUAGAUAAAGAUAUUACAUCACAGGUCAAAGUUCAACAAUAUAUACCAGAUAUGGAGGUGGGAGGAGGGGAAGGAAACAAACUUGUCAAAUAUGAGCAAGAAACGGGAACUGAUUCUGAACUUAGUACAGCAGUUGAGAACAGUGGAUCUGACAACCAAUUAAGGACUGACCCACAAAUUGAUAUGAAAAAUGCCAAAGAAUUAUGUAAUGUAGAGGAAGAAUGUCAAAGAGGUUCAAUGGAAAGCUUAGAAGGUGUUAGUAGUGGAAGUGGAAGGCUGUUACCAGAGUGCAAUGUAAAUUCUAACAAUUCCAAUUCCGGUGAUCAUGUAGUUCAAAGUGAAGAAAUUUAUGAUGUAGAUUUAAAUUCAAAUACCAAACCUGCAGAGGCUUUAUCUGACCCAAACGAGGGUUGUGUGGACAGUGCUUUGUGUGAUGUCAGUGUCAUUGACAUACCAGGAGAAUCAUUAAAACGAGUCAUUUGUGAGGAAUCUGUAAGAGUGGAUGUUCCUGAAUCAGUUCUUGUGAGUUUGGCUAGGAAUAGCAUUGAUUUGUCUCCAGAAAAACUUGAAGAUCAGGAAAGCACCUCAUCUCCUUGUGGUCAUAAUUUUGAAAGCAAUGGUGAGGAAGCAAAAGAGGGAAUGUCCAUUAAUGUUUCUAAUCGAGUGCAGGAUUCGGUUGCUCUUUUGAGUGAGAGAACUGAUGAAGAUGUUCCAGAUUCUUCUGGGAGUAGUGCAGAGUCAUUGGAGGACGUUCCAAGUAGUGAGAACAGGACUGAAUCACAAGAACCUCUGAGGCAGUCAGAAUUGACAUUUGAAAACACUGCUGCUGUUCAGGACGUGAAGCAAGAAACAAAAUGUACAAGUAAAGAUUGUGGUGCUAGUGGUGGUCGAGCUGCCCUGAGGGACUCAUCUGUGAGCAACAUCCAAGAAGUGCUUCCUGUUCCUGAGAUGAUCAAGAAGCCAGCUGAUCAGAGUGACAGUGUGACCUCUGUCAUGGACAGACCACCGGAUAAUGGAAUAGUGGGAGAUGUAGCCUCUUGUUCUCCCACCCGUGAUGACGAACCUUCGUUCACACCUGAGUUUGAGACGGGAGACCUGGUCUGGGGUCAAAUCAGAGGUUACUCAUCUUGGCCAGGGAAGCUAGUUAGUGAUGCUGAGGUCAAAGGUCAAAAGAAGAAGGAAGAAGGCAAGGUUUGGGUGAUGUGGUUUGGGGAUCACUCCUUUACUCAAGUUGAACCAACCAAGUUAAAAACUCUCACCGAGGGUCUAGAGGCUCAUCACAAAGCAAGAACGAGGCAUAGAACAAGGCACCGGACAUUAACGAGCAGUUUAGAGGCAGCCAUCCAGGAAGCUAUGAUGGAGCUGGAUAAUAAAGCAGAACAGGCAAAUGAAAAGAAGAGGAAAGCGGGAGCAAGAGGGCGAUCACGGCUGAAAAGGCCAAAAAUCAGAUAAGAAAAUACCACAUUUUCACUAUCAUUAAUCUUGUGAUGGCCUUAACUAUGUGAUUUAAGUAUUCCUAUGAAAGAAUUGGUUUUAUUUAUGAGUGUGUGAUUUUAUGAUCAAAUUUUAUAGUAUUGAUUUAUUUUUCUGGUACAUCCAGGGGAAAUGAAUGUUUUACCUUUGUAGGUUCAACUAAAUCAGGUGGGAUAUCUUAUUGUCAAGUUGAUUUACAAAUGAAAAAUGUUAUAUAUAAUUUGAAAUGGAAAAAGUGCACAAAAAAUUGCACUGAAUCUUGUAUGCUGGAUAAAUUUUUAGCAUUCUCUCUGUAUGUUUCCACUUACUGACGAGUCAAGUGAACCACCCCACCGCUUCCCCCCCCCAAAAAAAAAUGAUUUAGAAAAUUUCAUUUUCUCCUGUCUCCUGUAACAUUUGAAAUUCAAUUCAUUUUUUUUUCGUAUGUAUUUCAUUUGCCAUUUUGUACAAAAUGAUAUUAAUUGGGGCUUGUCACUUAUGGCAGAAUUCCAAAAAUUGAAUCAGAGCAGAAAAAACAACAAUCAAGUAAGUGGCUAUGCCCUGUAUAUCAUCCCUGAAUCUAAUCUUAUGCAAUCAUAUUGGUUCUACAUCCAGAUAGUGGGAUUGGGAUUCCAGCUCAAUGGUAAUUUUUCAUGUAUUUAUCUACAAAAGGGCCGUCUGCACCAUCCCGAGUUUUCAAAUUAGCGCGCUAUUUCUGAUCCGACAAAUUAUCCCGAUCUGAACAAUCUCGAGAUUAUUUGCAAUGGAGACGCAAUUAUCGCGCUAGUUCGUAGGAUUAAUCUCGAGAUUGCAAUCCCAAGUCAACUUGGGAUUAUUUGCAAAAUAGCGCGCUAAUUCGUAGGUGCAGACGCACUAGGGAUUAUUUAUUCACGGCGUCAGACCAUAAUGCAUCGAUGCCUCGCUCGAGCCGGAAUCGCUCUUCUUGCGAUGGUGGCGACAGGGUUUCUUGAAUCUCGAGAUUAAUCGCGAAGAGGACCGAUCGGGCUAAAAUCUCAAGAUUGAGCAAACUCUGGAUGGUGCAGCACCGCCUUUGGACACUCAAAGGGAAAGAAUGGACACUUGGGUAAUUUUUUGAAACAUACAAUUUUGCUCAUUGUGAAGGGUGCCCAACAGUGUUGAGUAAGCAAACCUUUGCACUUCAACACACAGUAAUGUGUGAAGCAUAUGGGGUAAAUGAGAGGGAGGGGGUUAGCGAGAGGGCACAAGGGCGGCGCAUAGGAAUAAUUUCACCUCUCCAUUCGCAGUAACCUUUAAGAUAUAUGCAUAUAUUAUUUUAUCAAGAUUUUUUUUAAAAAAAGCUUAAAAUGUCAAAAUCACCCCCUCCACCCCUCUACCAUUUCCCCCAUAUGUUUUGUACAAAUCCCAAAAUGAUGAUAUGCGAAUGUAUACCUACCCAAUGCUGGCGGGCGUCCUUUCCAAGCGUUUCAUUAUGCGCUCUUUUGAGUGUCUUGUCUUUACCUUAAUAUAGUGUCUCUGAUAUCUAUGCCAACAGGAAAAUUAGUUUUGUUCGUUUACAAAUUAAAACCAUUUUCUUAUUGCCCAAUUCAAAUAUGGAAUACAUGUAUACGUCUCUAUGUUUCUGUACAAUACUUACAAUGACUGCGAUCUCUAUGUUGCUAUAUUUUUAAAGGGGGAGUGAACUGUGUGUGGUCUCUCAUUGACUGUAUAUUAUAAAUACAUAGUCUUAAAAUAUACUUUUGUCAGAUAUCUACUAAUACUACAGAGAAUAAAUUGACCUAUAAUUGUAUUUGUAUAGAGAAACUAAAAUGUUUUGAGAGGAAAAUUAAUUGUUUUGCUACUUGGUAACAUAACUAUUGCGGUAUAAAUGUAUUAGGUAGUUAAUUAGCAUGUUAUCAUUCAAGUGGGUCUAUAUUACUAGACUACACUAGCAUUAUGGGUCAGGAAACUGGCCAGGUAUGAGUAGUUGAGGACUCGAGAUGGCGCUAUUGGUUCGCUUUAAGAAAUAUUUCAGAUUUAAUAUCAGGGGAGUAUUUCACAAAAUAAAUACUGAUUUUCACAAUUGUUAUAAGCUACUGAAAUGAGUGUAGCUGAUUGGCUGAGAGAAAUUUGUCAGUGAAAAUUGCUUACAGUUGCUUCAUAAAACACUUCCCUAUAAUAGAAAAAAAAUUAUAGUGAUUUCUUUCUGAAGAUUGAUGAUUGUGUUUUGAUUUGUAGCUCUUGAAAUCUUAAAAUUGAUCGUAUUCCAUGCCCAUUAAUAAAAUAUACUUUGCCAAAAUAUUGUGUAGAGAUUUUUGGUUGAGAAAAUUUGAUGGCCAUUCCAUCUUCAUUGAAAAACAGGAAUGCUUGGAAGCAAACAUUUUGGUUUUAUAUUGUUGUUUCAAUGAUGUAAAGAGUAGCAACAAUGUUUAGUGGGCUUAUGUUACAAGACACCACUUUUAAAAUGUUAUAUCCAUUCAUUGUAAGGACCCAGAACCUAUCGAAGUACAUACAUGUGCUGUAGUUAUGGUUAAUUAUGUUUUGUUCAGAGUAGCUGAUUUGCUUUAAAGGGCAAAUCAACCAGCAGC
Messenger RNA from Lytechinus pictus (painted urchin), 8148 nucleotides. RefSeq lists its product as uncharacterized. Gene Ontology annotation, cellular component: chromocenter; nucleus. Bases 341 to 5602 code for a protein of 1753 amino acids. Gene Ontology annotation, molecular function: DNA binding; chromatin binding. Lineage: Eukaryota; Metazoa; Echinodermata; Echinoidea; Temnopleuroida; Toxopneustidae. The transcript is spliced from 8 exons. The record is from RefSeq and is a predicted model, not a curated record.